Molecule: messenger RNA, 540 nt
Organism: Beta vulgaris subsp. vulgaris (sugar beet)
Lineage: Eukaryota; Viridiplantae; Streptophyta; Magnoliopsida; Caryophyllales; Amaranthaceae
Exons: 1
Coding region: 1-540 (179 amino acids)
Molecular function (GO): RNA-DNA hybrid ribonuclease activity; nucleic acid binding
Source: RefSeq, a predicted model, not a curated record
AUGGCAGCUGCUAGCAAGCAAGGCCGCUCGGAUGGGGAUGCUACAGAAGUGCGGUGGAGUGCUCCAAUAGGGGAUGUUUAUAAACUCAACACUGAUGCGUCGAUGGUAAAGGACAAAGGUAUUGGUAUGGGAAGAGUGGAUCGGGACUCAGAAGGGGAUGUCAUGAUGGCUACUUGUUGUGGUAUGAUGGGCAUAGCAAAUGUCGAGUUAGCUGAAGCACUAAGCGCGAGACACGGGCUUCAACUUUCUGUGGAAGCGGGAUUGAGGAGCUUGAUUAUGGAAGUUGAUUGCAAAAAGCUUUUAAAUUAUCUGCAGGCGCGAAUUUAUGAGAUGUCUCCCUUUGGGAAAAUAGUUGCAGAUAUAUUAGAGUAUGCUUCUCAAUGUACAUUUAUUUCAUUUGCUCAUGUGAAAAGGCAAGGAAACAAAGUUGCCCAUCUCUUAGCUCAAAUGUGCAAAUCUGCCAUUGAGCUGAGAGUGUGGAUAGAGGAAGCACCUUUGGAGGUUGCUAAUGGUGUAAUUUGUGACAAGUUUGCUGAGUAA